AUGCCGCCGCCAAACACCCCAGAGGAGGGCGUUUUGCCGUCCAGCGCAACCGCCGGCACAUCGCCGCCCCGGACCGAUGGAGCAACCACGCCGCCCGCCGUGGACCUGCGCUUGCUCGACUACGAGACCGCCGUCGACGAGAAUCUGAUUUGCCCUAUAUGUCGCGUCGCAUUCGUCCAGCCCGUCAUCACCAAUUGCGACCACGUCUUCUGCCACCGAUGCCUCGUGCAGGCCCACGCCCUGAGCCCCGUGUGCCCCAUCGACCGCCUGCCCCUCAAGCUGGCCGCCGACACUCGCUCAGCGCCCAAGAUCGUACACAACCAGCUCGGCAGCCUACAAGUCCGCUGUCCCAACCAUGUACGUGGCUGCCAGCUUGUCGUGGCGCGAAGUCUAGUCGAGAAUCAUGUCACCAGGUAUUGUGACCAAACACCGGUACCCUGUCCGCACCCGAAGUGCUGCGGCACCGUCGUGCGGAAAGAUGUCGGCAAGGGCUGCCUGCACUACCAUGUCCAGUGCGAAUACUGCCAAGAAUCCAUGCAGAAGGCCGACCUCGAGGAGCAUCAAGAUUCCGAGUGUCCGGACCGCGAGACGGAAUGCGAGCUCUGUGCCACCAUCUUCUUGAGGAACAAGGAAGAGGACCACACUAAGGCAUGUCCCGAGGUCGAGACUGGCUGCAAAUAUGCCCCUUUUGGAUGUGCCCACAAGAUGCCGCGCAAGUUGCUCGAGGCGCAUGGAGAGACUUGCGAAUACCGCGUCGUGGGCCCUGUUGGCGGACAACUUGCCGAGCUCCGGGCAGAGCUUAGUGCUCUCCAGGAGAAAGAUCGCCUGAAAGACAGGAGAAUCAAGUUCCUCGAGAACAAGGGGUUCACAAUGUCCCCCCGAGCGCGCCAGAGGCCAUACCAAUACUUCUUGUCAUUGUUUGAGACCAUGGAAUCAAAAGUAGAGCGCGUGUCAUCGGCCCUGCAAGAGGUCGAGGGCCGACAGUCCAUGAUGCUCAUCAACGAAACACUGCAGAUCAAGGAUCAGCUCACAGAGAUCCGAAGCACCUUGGGCGUCCUGGGGAUGCAUGUGAGGUGGCUUAUGAACUUUAGGCUACAAGAGCGUGGCCGGGUCAUGGCGGGCUCGUCCACCAUGUCUAGUUCGAACCCGGGGAACCGAGAGCCCAGCAGUGCUUCCACUCUGCCGCUCCCACGGCGAUUGAGCGAUACGCUGAGAGAGAACCCUCCACGACUAUGA
Messenger RNA from Truncatella angustata, 1236 nucleotides. RefSeq lists its product as uncharacterized. Gene Ontology annotation, molecular function: zinc ion binding. Bases 1 to 1236 code for a protein of 411 amino acids. NCBI's taxonomy places the organism in Eukaryota, Fungi, Ascomycota, Sordariomycetes, Amphisphaeriales, Sporocadaceae. The record is from RefSeq and is a predicted model, not a curated record. The transcript is spliced from 2 exons.